This is a messenger RNA of Aspergillus tanneri, 927 nucleotides long. RefSeq lists its product as uncharacterized. Lineage: Eukaryota; Fungi; Ascomycota; Eurotiomycetes; Eurotiales; Aspergillaceae. Gene Ontology annotation, molecular function: monooxygenase activity. The transcript has 4 exons. The record is from RefSeq and is a predicted model, not a curated record. The coding region runs from base 1 to 927 and encodes 308 amino acids.
AUGACUGAUGGCCAGGGAAUCACCAUGUUCUCCAACGCCUUCAAGGUGCUCGAGGAGUUGGGAUUCGAUACGCACCGCGCUGCAUCAGUGCCCGCAACGGGUUGGCGCCUGUACGAGAGCCGUGAUGUCGUCAAGGACAUUGAAAUGGAUUUCUCCGCCGGGCACAGUGGCCAGCCACGCAUGCAAAUGCGAUCCGACUUCCGGGAGGAGCUCCUGUGUUUGACCAUGGCGCCAUCCGCCGACCUGGGCCUCGACGGACAGCCGGCGAAGGUGGUGAUCGAGAAGGCCGUCGUGGAUGUCGGUCCGGAUGAGGGCACCGUUUCCUUUGCGGAUGGCUCUAAGGAAUCGGCGGACCUGAUAAUCAUAUCGGACCGCGUACACUCUCGUCUGUGCAGCCAUAUCCUGAACAAUGACAGUUACCAGGCCAAUAAGAUAGAUCUGACUUUCUACCGCGUGGCUCUCUCCGCUGACAAGGCUCGCGAGGCAUUCAGAAGUUGUUUACCGCACUUCUGGGACCCAGCGUAUCCCCUCCGUGGAUACGAGUACAUAAACCUGUCAGUCGUGUUCCCUUCACGGGACCUGGGGAAUUCGAAUGCCGAAUCCUGGCGCUCAGACGGAGACCACGACGAGAUGGUCUCCCUAGUGGCCGACAAGGUCAAGAUGUGGCAUCUACGGGAUAUGGACCCCCUUCCACGGUGGAACCAAGGCCGAGCGAUUCUCAUCGGGGAUGUGGCGUAUCCCAUGACACCGCUGCAGGGCCAGGGCGCUAAUAUGGUCAUCGAGGCCGAGGUCUUUUGUCUCACUGAUCCGACGACGUCGCGCGACGAGAUACCAGAAUUGCUACAGAAGAUUGACAGUGUGCGCCUACCACACGAGGCGGCGGUGUUAAAUGGCACGCGGACCCUGGGAAAGGAUAUAUUCAGCUGA